Lolium rigidum is the source of this 1825-nucleotide messenger RNA. Its product is annotated as probable hexosyltransferase MUCI70. Lineage: Eukaryota; Viridiplantae; Streptophyta; Magnoliopsida; Poales; Poaceae. The coding region runs from base 1 to 1401 and encodes 466 amino acids. The transcript has 8 exons. The record is from RefSeq and is a predicted model, not a curated record.
AUGCCGGAGCACCGCCUGCCGACAUCUGCCCAGGCUGCGGCCGGGCCCCGCCGCCAUUCCCGACGGCCGCGGCGCCGUUGCCGCCUGCUCCUCCUCCCGGCCUUCACCCUCGCGCUCCUCUCCCUCGCCUACCUCUCCUUCUCCUCCCACUCCAGCCUCCCCUUGCACGAGAAUGUUGGGAAGGAAAUGGAUAAGAGGUACACACUCAAUGCCACCGUCAAGGAAAAUGUCUCUAUGACUAUAGAAGAGUCUGAACCCUUCAUAAGAAAAAAGAAACCUCAUAAGCAUUAUGUGCCCUGUGAAAUUGAGUUUUUGCCGUCCGUUGAAAAUCUUGUGGAGCCUGCUGACUACAACAAUUUUACCCAGUUCUCAUUGAGCUAUUUCUUGGAAGAGGAACAUUUGGCUGGUAACGGAUCAUUGUUUGGAGGGCACCAGAGUCUUCAAGAAAGAGAGGGGACAUACUAUGCAAAAAACCAAAGUCUCCACUGUGGUUUUGUAGAAGGUCCAGACGGUUACCCUAGUAGUGGAUUUGAUUUGUAUGAACAUGACAGGGCUUAUAUGGAUACCUGCCGUGUUGUGGUGUCAUCAUGCAUUUUUGGAGGCUCUGAUUACUUAAGGAGACCAACUAAAAGCAAGAUCAGCUCAUACUCUAAGAAGAAUGUAUGCUUCAUCAUGUUCCUGGAUGAGCUAACGUUGGCAACCCUUUCCUCUGAAGGACACGUCCCUGAUGAAACUGGAUCCAUUGGUCUUUGGAGAAUUGUUGUAGUUAAGAACUUACCCUACAAAGAUAUGCGGAGAGCAGGAAAGGUGCCAAAACUUCUGGCUCAGCGACUCUUCCCAUCUGCCUUGUACUCCAUCUGGUUGGAUAGCAAACUGCGUCUUAAUGCUGAUCCAAUGCUUAUCAUUGAAUAUUUCUUAUGGAGAAAGAAAGCAGAAUAUGCCAUUUCAGUGCACUAUGAUCGCACAUGUGUCUGGGAGGAAGUGCUUCAGAACAAGCGCUUAAACAAGUACAAUCACACUGCUAUCGACGAACAGUUUUACUUUUACCAGUCUGACGGCCUUUUGAAGUUUAAUGAUUCUGGCCAAGAGCCUCUUCUACCAAGUUAUGUGCCCGAAGGAUCUUUCAUUGUUCGUGCCCAUACACCAAUGUCUAAUUUAUUUUCAUGCCUUUGGUUCAAUGAGGUCAACCGUUUCACCUCACGUGAUCAAUUGAGUUUUACAUACACUUACUUGAAGCUCAGAAGAAUGAACACAGGAAGAAAUUUUCACCUAAAUAUGUUUAAGGACUGUGAAAGAAGAGCAGUAGCUAAACUCUUCCACCACCGAACUAACGGAACUACAGAUCCACCACCAACUAAUCUUCGUAUGGACAGUAAAACCCAUUCAUCAAUGCCAAGCUAAGAUUGCACUGAGGAAUUGAUGGCAAGACUACAUUUCAUUUUGAGAUGUGUACAAUGCAUCCAGGUGUUUCUACAGUUCCCUUUUGCAGGAGAAAUCAUAGGAAGCACCAAUGUAUUCUGCUGUGAUCAGAGGAACAGAAAACACCAAGUCCCAAUCGUGCAUGUCUACUUUGUACAUGGCAGAAAUCUACCGGUGAUCACUUUCUCGGGAUAUUAUAGUCAAUUUCAACUCACUGCUGAUGGUCACUGCUCACUGAAGGAACAAACUUACUGGUCGGAGAUCACCUAAGAAGUCUUUAUCAUUUCCAGACUAAGUUAGAACAUGUUCCAGGACAAUUUCUGAAGGUUCUUUAUUAUAGUGCUCGGAAUUUUUUUGGAUGUAUUUUUUAUGUACUACAACUUUUGAAUCAGUGAGCUUUGGUCGU